GGGGCGAGGCCCGGAGCGAGCGCAGCGGGGCCGGAGGGCCGAGCGGGCGGAGGCGAGCAUAAGCCGGGCGUAGCUUUCGGAGGCUUCGCGGAGCUGGGGCCGGCGCGGCGCGGAGGCAGGAGAGCGCGAGGGGGGCCCGUGCCCCGGGGGACCCGGGUGGGAAGACCGAGGGGAGCGCGGGACCCCGAGCUGAGUCUGGAGCGAUCCCGGCCCGGCCGGCCCUGGGAGCCCGGGGGAGGGGGAGCCGAGCGACUGGAGGCAGACUCGCCGAGUGUCCCUUCCCAGGUCCUGUGUCCCCCCAGGGUGCUUUGCUCUGGCUCUCCGAGACGCACAGUGUGGAUGGACCACAGUGCCUUGGGCUGAGCCCUGUCGGGACCCUGGUCCUCCUCCUGGGCUCUCAGAGAGUCCCCCCAGCCUUUUUUUUUUUUUUCCUGGACUCCCACCGUGAUUCUCAGUCACCGUGGAGACUCGGGCUCUUUUCUGAGUAGUUAAUGACUCACCCAUCCCCUCUCUUUCCCUGGAAUUCCAGUGGGGGCACUCGGAUCUGCUAUUGGAGGAUCCUCCUUGUCUCUGAGACUCGGAGGGGUUCCUAAUCUCCCCCCCCCGGGAAACUCCCAAUGCUAACUUGUGUAAUCUGAAGGUGUGUGAGAUUCCUCCCUUUUCAAACUCGGAGCCCGAAGAACCCUAGACCGUCUCUCUCAAACACACGGAAUACCUCAGUUCCCCUCUUUGGGAAGAUUCGGAGGCUUGCAGCAGACCCCAUCAGCAUCCCGUAGAGACUGGGCUCCCAGAGUGGGUGAGCCUCACAGGAGCUCGACUUUCCCUCUAGGCCUCGCCCGUGCCGCAUUCACGCGCACAAGUGUCUGUGUAAACCCUACCAGGCAUCCUUAGGCCGAGAAAAUAGCAGGGUUUUUUGUUGUUGUUAUUGUUGUUGUUUAUUUUUCCUUUCCUGAGAGGCAGAGGCCUCUAGGAUUUGGGGGUUCAACUUUUGCUCAUUCCCAAUCUAGUUGUCACUGAGCCCCCCCCCAACUUCCUUCGAAAGUCCAGGGCUGCUCCCUACCGCCCCCCAGGCCCCCUGCACGGCUCUGUCUGACUCCUCAAAGCUCGCCUGGUCCCUGCCCGCCCGCUCCCAUCAUCAUGAUGAUGUGGUCUAACUUCUUCAUGCAAGAGGAGGACCGCCGUCGAGCGGCUGUGGGCCGGCGUCGUGCCCAGGGACAGCAGAAUCUCGGCUUGACUCCGGAGCGGGAGGGCAAGAUCAAGCUGGCGUUGCUGUUGGCUACCGUGGGUGCCACGCUGGCUGUGCUGUCGGUGGGCACCGAGUUCUGGGUGGAACUUUAUACAUACAAGACCAACGGCAGCGCCGUCUGCGAGGCCGCCCAUAUGGGGCUUUGGAAGGUGUGCGUCAAACGACUGUGGCAGGCGGACGUGCCCGCGGGCAGGGAUACCUGUGGCCCGGCUGAGCUGCCAGGAGAAGCAAACUGCACCUACUUCAAAUUCUUCACCACGGGGGAGAACGCUCGCAUCUUCCAGAGAACCACCAAGAAAGAGGUCAACCUGGCAGCUGCUGUGAUAGCCGUGCUGAGCCUGACAGCCGUGGCCUUGGGCUGCCUCUGUGUCAUCAUGGUGCUCAGUAAAGGUGCAGAGUUCCUGCUCCGCUUGGGAGCUGUCUGCUUUGGCCUCUCAGGCCUGCUGCUCUUCGUCAGCCUGGAGGUGUUCCGGCAUUCCGUUAGAGCCCUGCUUCAGGGAGCCAGCCCCGAGACUCCCCCAGCUCCACGCCUGACCUAUGAGUAUUCCUGGUCCCUGGGCUGUGGCGUGGGUGCUGGCCUGAUCCUGCUGCUGGGGGGAAUCUGUUUCCUGCUGCUCAGCCUGCCUUCCUGGCCCUGCGGGUCACUGUGUCCCAAGCGGGGUGACCCAACCACCUAGAGCCCUGGUCUGCUUUCUGUAGACAUCUGCCAAGCCUGCCUCGGUUUCCAGCUUUCUCCUCAAGGCUUUCCAUGUCUCUCCCAGAGAAACUGUCCUUCCCACUCCGAGGGCCCAUUUAACGGAACAUCUUGGUUCCUUGCCUUCUCUCUGUUUAUUUAUAACACUUUUGGUGGGGGGUGUGGGAGACGGCUCAGUAGGUAAAAGUGCUUGCUGAGCAGGCAUGAGGACUUGAGUUUGGGCCCCCAGAACACACUUUAAGGGGCCAGAUCAGUGGUAUGUGUCUGUAAUCUCAGCAUUGGGAAGGCAGAGACUGGGGGGAAGAAGCCUGGGGCUCACUGGCCAGCUAGCCUAGCCAAAUGAGGUCCAGGUUCAGCGAGAGAUCCUGUCUCAAAAAAUAAGGCGGAAGCUAUGGAGGGAGAUGCCUGAUGCUGAACUCUGACUCCCCAUGCACACACACACACACACACACACACACACACACACACGCAUGCAUGCACGCAUGCACACACACACACACACACACACACACGCAUGCCCGCACGCACACACAGACAUGUUGUUCUUGGAAACUGAAUUUGGACUGUUUAAGGCAGGGUAGAAAGAGGCUGUGUGCAAAUUUGGGCUCCCAGGGGAGCCUCCCAGGGACCUGAUGAGGGCAAGGGUUCCCGCAGGAUUUGGGGACCGUCCUUGUCCAGGUAUCAGUGCUGAUUCACUUGAAGGAGAGACGUCCUACGGUGGCCUGGUGGGGCAGGGAAGAGCCGGGUCUGACUUCACUGUGAUCUGAUCUGGGAUUAAAGGUUUGAAGAUG
Messenger RNA from Mesocricetus auratus (golden hamster), 2731 nucleotides. It is a transcript of the gene Cacng6, whose product is annotated as calcium voltage-gated channel auxiliary subunit gamma 6. NCBI's taxonomy places the organism in Eukaryota, Metazoa, Chordata, Mammalia, Rodentia, Cricetidae. The transcript has 4 exons. Gene Ontology annotation, molecular function: calcium channel regulator activity. Gene Ontology annotation, biological process: regulation of calcium ion transmembrane transport via high voltage-gated calcium channel; calcium ion transport. Gene Ontology annotation, cellular component: L-type voltage-gated calcium channel complex; membrane. The record is from RefSeq and is a predicted model, not a curated record. The coding region runs from base 1138 to 1923 and encodes 261 amino acids.